Messenger RNA from Urocitellus parryii (Arctic ground squirrel), 555 nucleotides. It is a transcript of the gene Rax2, whose product is annotated as retina and anterior neural fold homeobox 2. Lineage: Eukaryota; Metazoa; Chordata; Mammalia; Rodentia; Sciuridae. The record is from RefSeq and is a predicted model, not a curated record. Gene Ontology annotation, biological process: positive regulation of transcription by RNA polymerase II. Gene Ontology annotation, molecular function: RNA polymerase II cis-regulatory region sequence-specific DNA binding; DNA-binding transcription factor activity, RNA polymerase II-specific.
AUGUUCCUGAGCCUGGGAGAGGGGCCGGGGCCUGAGGGUGGGGGCCUGGCGCCGGGCGAGGAGGCCCCCAAGAAGAAGCACCGCAGGAACCGAACGACCUUCACCACGUACCAGCUGCACCAGCUGGAGCGGGCCUUCGAGGCCUCCCACUACCCGGACGUGUACAGCCGCGAGGAGCUGGCGGCCAAGGUGCACCUGCCYGAGGUGCGCGUGCAGGUCUGGUUCCAGAACCGCAGGGCCAAGUGGCGCCGCCAGGAGCGCCUGGAGUCAGGCUCAGGAGCGGUGGCAGCCCCGAGGCUCCCAGAGGCCCCCACACUGCCACUUGCCCGUCCCCUGGCCCUGCCGCUGCCCCUGGAGCCCUGGCUGGGCCCCGGCCCCCAGGCGGGGCCAGGCCUCCCCCGYGUCCUGGGCUCAGCCCCAGGGCUGCAGGCCUCCCUGGGGCCACACGCCUUUCCUUCUACCUUGGCGGACGGCUUCGCCCUGGAGGAAGCGUCCCUGCGGCUGCUGGCCAAGGAGCACGCACAGGCCCUGGACAGAGCCUGGCCACCAGCCUGA